This is a messenger RNA of Syngnathus acus (greater pipefish), 2239 nucleotides long. RefSeq names its product potassium voltage-gated channel, subfamily G, member 3 (gene kcng3). Bases 162 to 1436 code for a protein of 424 amino acids. The record is from RefSeq and is a predicted model, not a curated record. Gene Ontology annotation, molecular function: delayed rectifier potassium channel activity. The transcript has 2 exons. NCBI's taxonomy places the organism in Eukaryota, Metazoa, Chordata, Actinopteri, Syngnathiformes, Syngnathidae. Gene Ontology annotation, biological process: protein homooligomerization; potassium ion transmembrane transport. Gene Ontology annotation, cellular component: voltage-gated potassium channel complex; membrane.
CAACAAUACCGGUCGACCACCGACUUCACUCCAACUCACUCGGAUCCCAACCACGCCCCGGGGAGGCAGGGCAGGCGCAGCAUCAAUACGCGUGAAGCUCGUCAGGUGUCCCAGCUUCCACCAUGGAAGCAGCAACGAGUCGCUGAAGGAAGGAGAGAGCCAUGAAGUUCGGAAAGAGCAUCUGCGUGCUGAACGUCGGGGGGACCCGCUACGCCUUCACCCGCGACGUGAUCCGGGAUUUCCCCCUGAGUCGCGUCAGCCGCCUCCAUGCGUGCGCCACCGAGAAGGAAGUCCUGGAGCUGUGCGACGACUACGACCGCGAGCGCAACGAGUUUUUCUUCGACCGCCACGCGCAGGCUUUCGUCUUCAUCAUGCUCUACGUGCGCUCCGGUAAACUGCGCUUCGUCCCCGGCGUGUGCGAGCUCUCCUUCUACACCGAGAUGCUCUACUGGGGACUGGAGAGCGCGCACUUGGACUCCUGCUGCCAGAAGCGUCUGGACGAGCGGCUGUCCGAAGUCGGGCUCUCCGAGGUCGGACUCUCCCAGCAUGGGGACACAAUGGAGGAGCCCCAGAGUCCAGGGGGAGACCCGGUGGAGGCGAUGGAGCUCACCUGGCGCGCCAAGUGGAUGGAGAGGGCGCGUCGCGCGUUCGAGGAGCCCAACUCGUCGCUCGGGGCGCAGGUGCUGGCCACCGUGUCCGUCGUCUUUGUCAUCGUCUCCAUGGUCAUGCUGUGCGCCAGUACACUGCCCGAUUGGGACACUGCCAAGAGGAACACCGUGGAGGAGCACAGGAUCGUGGAGGCCGUCUGCAUCGGCUGGUUCACGGCCGAGUGCCUCCUGCGCUUCUUGGUGGCCCGGGACAAGUGGGACUUCCUCCGGCGGCCGCUCAACAUCAUCGACGUGGUGGCCAUCACGCCCUACUACGUCACCAUGGCGAUGGCCCGGGCUGGGAUGCCGGGCGCCGGGCUGGGGGUGGCUGGCGUGUUCCUGCGCGUGCUGCGCAUGAUGCGAGUCUUCUGGCUCAUGAAGCUGGCCCGCCACUUCCUGGGUCUGCAGACGCUGGGGCUGACGCUGCGCCGCUGCUACCGGGAGAUGGUGAUGCUGAUGGUGUUUGUGUGCGUCGCCAUGGCCAUCUACAGCGCCCUGGCACAGCUGCUGGAGCACGGCUUGGAUUUGGGGGUCCGCAACCAGGACUACGCCAGCAUCCCCGCCGCCGCCUGGUGGGUCAUCAUCUCCAUGACAACGGUGGGCUACGGGGACGUGUACCCCAUCACCAUCGGGGGGCGGGUGCUCGGGGGGAUGUGCGUGGUGAGCGGCAUCGUCCUCCUGGCGCUACCCAUCACCUUCAUCUAUCACAGUUUUGUGCAGUGCUACCAGGAACUCAGACUACGCUCGGCCAGGUACGCUCGCAGCCUCUCCGUGGAAAUGCUGCAGUGAACAUUUCACGGAUGCCCGAUUCAUUAGAAAUCAACCGGAUGAACGUUCACGGCAUGCCAGACAAAUGCACGUUUACAAAUGAGGCCUCCUGCAACUAAUCACACACACAAGGACACAGGUUGUACUUUGGGCCCUGAAACAGUCAUUUAGGUUGGGAAAACGAUGAACUUCAUAGCAACAAUGUCACUUUGUGCAACAAAGCAAAUGUGAAGUUCACAUACAAGCUUUGAAAAAUGCACUUAUAUUAGUCAGUGGCAGCAACCGCUCGGAAAUUGAAAGAGGUUUCUGGCUAAAGUCUGGUUUCAAAUGGCCUCCCAUAGUGCGAGCGCGCCCCCUCGGAAGCAGACAAAUCAUUAUUUAUUAAACACCAGACCAUUCCGGUUGUCCCUGCGGAUGGUUGUUUACACGGAGUUGCCGUGGUUACACGUAUGUGUGCCUUCUGGCUUUCAGCCCUUCCACUUUGUCAGGGGCUUUGCACAAGAGCGAUGUAUGACCUAGAUGCAUUUAGCAUGUACAGAGGGAGGCACACACACACACGGGAUACAAAGAAAUAUGGGGACAGAAAUUGCCAAUUGCAAAUUGUGACGUGAAGGCAAACGACAAAAGAAUAAAUAGAUGGUGUGCGUGUAUGUUUAUUUUUCCUUUGUGAGCCAAUAUGAGUGAGUGAGGUGUUGUAUUUUCAUCUCCACGGCAACCUCAUUUUAAGCACACCAAUCACAAAGGGGGUUGAUUUGUUUGCGUUUGCUCAAAAAUAGGCCAGGCAUACACACACACGCGCACACACUACCAUUGUAACGCAAGAG